Molecule: messenger RNA, 2421 nt
Organism: Anguilla rostrata (American eel)
Lineage: Eukaryota; Metazoa; Chordata; Actinopteri; Anguilliformes; Anguillidae
Exons: 2
Coding region: 382-1182 (266 amino acids)
Source: RefSeq, a predicted model, not a curated record
CCACCUGUGCUCUUGACCCUAUCCCUUCCUCUCUCCUCCAGACUAUCACACCUGAUCCUCCCGUUUGUCCCCUCCCUUGUGAACUCCUCCUUGUCUUCUGGAUGUUUCCCCUCUUCCUUCAAGCUGGCCCACAUCACCCCACUGCUGAAAAAGGCCACUCUGGAUCCCUCCAUCAUCCAGAACUACCGUCCUGUUUCCCUUCUUCCUUUCUUAUCCAAAACAAUUGAACGAGCUGCUUCUACCCAACUCUCCUCUUUUCUCUUGCUGAACAACCUCCUAGACCCCCACCAGUCCGGCUUCAGACCUGGCCACUCGACAGAGACCGCACUCCUCUCGGUCUCCGCUCGCAUCUCUGCUUGCCUGAGGGACAUCCAGAGCUGGAUGGAUAAACACCAUCUUAAGGUGAACCCAGGUAAGACAGAGAUGAUCUCCAUCCCUGCUCCAUCCUCUAACCUCCUUGACUUUUCCAUUUCCCUAGGGGACGCCGUGGUGUCAUCAUCACUCACCGCAAAAAACCUCGGAGUGGUGAUGAACAACAGACUGUCCCUCUCCCAGAACAUCAUGGCGGUGAGUCGAACGUGCAGGUUCUUCCUGUACAACAUCCGGAGAAUCCGCCCCUUCCUCACCACCUACGCAACCCAGCUCCUGGUUCAAGCGAUGGUCCUGUCCCGCCUGGACUACUAUAACUCGCUGCUGGCUGGUCUGCCAGCAUCCGCCAUCAGACCCCUGCAGCUCAUCCAGAAUGCUGCAGCGCGUCUGGUCUACAACCUCCCCAGACAUUCCCAUGUCACCCCCCUGCUCACUGACCUCCACUGGCUGCCUGUUAUGGCUCACAUCAAAUUUAAGACUUUGGUGCUUGCAUACCAGGCAGCUAAGGGGUCAGCACCAGGAUACAUCCAGAGGAUCAUCAGACCCUACACACCAGCCAGACCUCUCUGUUCUGCCACCUCUGGACGCUUGGCACCUCCCCCUCUCCGUGUCUGUACUUCCCGCUCGUGUCUGCUGUCUGUCCUGGCCCCUCGCUGGUGGAAUGACCUCCCCGUGGCGGUCAGAACAGCAGAGAAUCUGACUACCUUCAAACGCAGACUAAAGACUCAUCUCUUCAGUCUGCACCUCUCCCCACCCCUCCCUAGCCUAAAGUUUAGCUCAAUGUACCUAGUUAGGCUAAUGAGAUCACGUUAGUUUUUAUUUGGCAGGAUUGUUUGUUUGUUUGCCGAACAGGUUACCCUGCAGGGUUGGAGUCCUGAUCUAUGUGGUCACUUCUGGCACUGCGAUCUUUACUUCACUCUAGUGCAGUGGUGUCAAACUCGUGCCAUGGAGGGCCGUGUGUAUGCAGGUUUUCAUUCCAACCAAUUAAUGCUGCCUUAAUUGAGUCCAAUUACUCAUUCAGCCAUAUGCGUUUAACUGCAUUGAAGCACAGAAUAUAAGAAAAUUUUUAUUUAGACAAUGCGGGUCACCAUAGACGUCGGGUCACCAUUGUGCACAAACCUGCAUCCCUAAUUCAGCAAAUAAUUUAACUAAUUAUAUAAUCAAGAUCUGAGGCUGCAAUGAAAACCUGCAUACACACGGCCCUCCAUGGCACGAGUUUGACACCACUGCUCUAGUGUGUUUCUUUUGCACCUCUGCACCUUGAACUGAUGCACUUGUUGUACGUCGCUCUGGAUAAGAGCGUCUGCUAAAUGCCUGUAAUGUAAUAUAUGCUCCCGGGAUUAGCACUAUUGCUAAAUCUCAGUUCGGUGAAGCCUACAGAGGGUAGAAGGCUGACCACCAUAAUCUUUAAAGAUUUUCCCAGGUGUCCAGUCUUUCAGUCUGCCUUACACUUUUGAUUCAGAGAAGAAAUAGUGUAGGCAAAAUACAUUACAUUACAUUACAGGCAUUUAGCAGACGCUCUUAUCCAGAGCGACUUACAGAACUUUUACAAAGCAUUUUUUACAUUGUAUCCAUUUAUACAGCUGGAUAUAUGCUGAAGCAAUGCAGGUUAAGUACCUUGCUCAAGGGUACAACGGCAGUGUCCUUACCCGGGAAUCAAACCUGCGACCUUUCGGUUACAAGUCUAGUUCCUUACCCACUGUGCUACACUCCGUCCUUUUCUGCCGUUAAUUUACUUCUUCAAGGUUAAUUUGCUAUGAUGAGGUGUUCUGUGAUGUGGUGGCACUGUGGUGAUUGCUGUAAUAACUUUCCACAAUAUAGCCUAACGGUAACAUUACCAGAUAAACUCUUGUAAACAACAAGUGUAGAACAACACCUUUAAUGAGUUGUUCCUAAGGAAAAGACCUGGCUUAUUUGGAAGUGUUGUGCACAUAUACUGUAGUCAAUUGCUUAGAAUUACAGUUCUAGGGUGGCACCCAGGGUCCGGAAAAAAAGUGAAUUACCAAGUUAAGGUAAAAGCAUAAGUGGCUGUCGAAAAACUUUUCUCCCAAA